CGUCGCUUCUACGUUAGCUUACGGGAAAACUUAUGGCACUGCGUUGGAGAUUCCUGACAUGGAGCAUGAAUUUUACUUGGUGGAGACGGAUAGUUUGAAUUUAUUAGACCAAAGAGAAGAAGCUGUAGACGAACAAUGUUCGACUAUUGUCAGUCAGGCUAAUAUGAGCAAUAAGGUGCCGGAAGUAUCGCUGUUUAGUUAUGUAAUAAACGACGUACAACAGGAAAUAGAGCAGCCGGGUAUCAGAGCCCUGAAGCCAAGUAAUUGGAACAUAGAAUCAGACAAUCAAGAACUCGAUACUCAUGUAGAUAGCUUGGACAACACGUUCUUUACGCCAAAUGACCUGCGAGAAUUAUUGAAGCGUACAGACACCGGCAAAGCUAUUUUAAGUAACGCUGAACAUGGAACACUUUCGAAAGACAGCAAAAAAGAACUAUCAGGAAUAAUUGCGGAAAAUCAUAUAAAGCGAAGUGGAGGACGAGGACGCUUUUCAAAAGAUUAUUUGAAAAACUAUUCGAAAUGCAUUGAACUUCUUCUGCCACACGAAAAGCAAGAUAUGAUUACGUAUUAUAUUCCAGCAGCACCACCUGAACGGCGAAAUCCCGGUGGUAGCAUUCAUCAAGCAUAUAAACGAUUGAAAGGGACCAUCAGUAAAAGGCAAGAUAGGGAAUUAGACCAUCAAAGGAAGUUGGGUGGAAAAGAAAACUCAUCUACAUCAGAUAUAAUCGAGCGGAACUCCAAGGUUGACCAGGCACGAAGAUGGUUACAGCUCAACGUCCAUCCGUGGGAUAUUGUAUUAAAAAUGUGGAAGAAAACGUUUCACCUUCGUAUAACCUGCUUAAGAAGCCUGAAGUGUGGCGAUAUUCUAAUAAAAUAUCCCCACUAUAAAGAGGAGCUCGGAUAUCAACUGAUCGAUGAAGAUUACCGUGAUUUGGGAUACAAAGAAAAAAGAGCUAACUGGAAAAAUAUAAUCGACAAAUUAAGGACGUAUUUCAUAUUGAAAGUUCGAAGCCAGAACUCUCUUGUAGUGCUGGAAUUUAUGAAUCGUUCAAAUCAAUCUGAAGAUGCCCUCAUUUGUUGCUUUUUAAUUCUACUCAAUUGUUGUGUAAAACCUAGCAAAAUUACAAAGACCAUGAGACCAGCAAUUCUAACCGCACAGGAAGAUGUGCUAAUGUUUGCUGGUAGUCUGGACUCUGCGCGCGAGUCCAUCAAAACACUUUUCGAAGCUUACGCUGUCCAAAAUAUUACGCCACAUCCCAAAAUAGUCGCCAUUGGAGUUGAUUACACCUCUACGAAAAGAGAGUUCUAUGUGCUUUACGAGGAUAUAGUAUACAAACUGGAUUCAGCGGCUCGAGCCGUAGAUGUCUUGAUUAAGAUGAGCAACAUUUUUAAACUACCGUUUUCAAAAAUUACCAAGCUUGUGUGGUAUACUAUCGAAGAAGUUAUGUAUGACACAAGAGCGCCAGCUCAAUAUAAGCAAAUCGAAGAGAUUAAAGCGAUAUGUCUAUGAAUAACUCUAUUUGUUGCUUCGUCAAAGAUUGCCGAUACAUUUCCACACAAGCUUCGCAAUAUAUAAAACAUUUACAAACUCAUAAUUUAGAGAAACCACUUCGUCUGGUUUGCACGUACAAAAAAUGUACACAAAAAUUUACAACUGUAUACCGCUUUUCAAGACAUAUUUCAACCCAUCUACAAUUAAACGCUGCAGAGCAGCGAUGUGUGCAGGAACAUCGAGAUAAAUCUGUCAUACUCAAGAAUGAUAUAUCACCACUGGAAUCAGUUCCAGCAGUACAUUCCCAAAGAGCUUCAACGGUUACCGAGAGCAGUGGGUUUGUUCAAUCGUUACGGGA
Messenger RNA from Wyeomyia smithii (pitcher-plant mosquito), 1850 nucleotides. RefSeq lists its product as uncharacterized. Bases 59 to 1510 code for a protein of 483 amino acids. NCBI's taxonomy places the organism in Eukaryota, Metazoa, Arthropoda, Insecta, Diptera, Culicidae. The transcript has 7 exons. The record is from RefSeq and is a predicted model, not a curated record.